UUUUAAAGUUUGCCCGGUAAGUCUCUCACUUUCUUUCGAAAAGCAUCAAGCUACAUAUUAUAUGUCUCUUCUCUUUCCUGUUUCGAUAUACAGUGUAGCCAAAAGGCUUCCGGAGAGAGAAAGCCUUCAAGUUAAGGAAGUUUUUUAUUACAUUGUCUUUGGGGGGAUUCCGACGGAAAAUUUUUGACUUGAGGAGGUUUUCGACUUGGCAAAGGUACCAGAGGCCGAUACAACUGGAAAAAUGGUUCCACUGUGGAAGCGACAGAUGCUCGCGAGAAAAUUAGCUCUCCAAGCGAAGGUUGAAGCCGGAGACGAGUUCGUGAACGUAUCAGAAGUGAACACGAAGCUCGGAUUUGUUCCAGAUUGGAAGCAACAACUCCUGGACAGGACGACGUUAUCAAGAAGGGUCCCAAGCACGACCACGGGGGAUGAAUCCGCUCCAGCGCAUAUCUUCCAUGUUGCGACGAAAUCGGGUUAAAAAAAGACCAAGUCUAUUUCAUUCGAUGAACGGAAGGAUAUUUUGCAGUGUGUUGAUUUUUUAUUUGGCACGAAACAUUUUGUGCGGUCGUGAUAUUGCAAGUGGCCCGUCUCCUUCCUUUCCAUUUUUUCGCGUGAAAAAAUUCAUUUUUCGCAUUUAUUUUCCUGAUAGGUCAAACCGUAAGAUUGUCUUCCGGAUAUAAUUUGAACAUGUGAGAAUCCUCUGAUAGAAUCUGGUAAAAGUGCCGAUGCGAAAGUUCGUGAGUUGAUGUGAUUUUUGUUGCCAAGAUUAUGAAAAUAUAUCGAAAAGAUUUGAAUUUGUAA
Molecule: messenger RNA, 801 nt
Organism: Notodromas monacha
Lineage: Eukaryota; Metazoa; Arthropoda; Ostracoda; Podocopida; Cyprididae
Source: the annotation of a GenBank genome assembly